AAAACGAUAGGGGUGAGGUGAGACGAACCUUUGUUCCCGAUACCAACGACGGAGCGUGGGGGAGUCGGAGCCUGAGAGCCUUUCCGACUAGAGGCGGUGGACUCGUCGAAUUGUUUGAGCCUGUGCGCAGUGUGCGGGGUGCCCAAUCGUUAAUUCAUAAUUUCAAGGUGACAGACAGAUAGUGAUCUGAGGACUAACAUUGGUCCACCAGCACGGAAUAUGACAGGCGGACUGCCGCGAACAACACUAUCUAGGACAGCAUCCGUAUCGUCUGCCAUGUCUUCGAUGGCACCGAGGGCUGCGGUGAGCUCUGAGGAGAGAAUAGGAAAAUGAACUCUGUUGUGAUCUUCGCUUGGACGAUUCAUGAUGCAGAUGGGUUGCUGGAAACUUGAAAGUAAGCUUAAGUGAGACCUUGAUUGAGUUAUUCUGAUGAUAUGAUCUCGAGCACGUGCUCCACGCGUACGUCGAGUCGUCGACCAUCUACGACCAUGCAAGUAAAAGGUUUCCAUUCAACGUUCUCAACUAGUAUUCCUCUACAUGCACGACAUGAAUAUGCAGCAUGCAACUUAUUUGUCCUCCAUGAACUUCCAGCCGAUAUUAUCAUUGACUCGUUUGAGCUCAAUGACCAUGGACUCUCCUUCCAGUUUGUGGGGAAUACGAAUCUGGAGCUACCCAUGUCCGGGGUAGCAAAUGAAUCAGGCUGGCUGUUGGUCGCCGUUAAGCCGGAGGCAGACUUGAUCGUGGUGGAUGUGCCUCUCCAUGUUAGAUACGGUGUGCCGCAGGAGGGUCAUGACCCUCGUCACAUCAUCCAGCUACCUCCUCCAACUUGUUUUUGGGCUUGUCCUUCCUCAUACAAAUCACUCCACAAUACACUCCCAUCACAGUCUCCCAAAUUUCACUUGCUCAAUUCAUCUGCUCAGUUCGAAAUCUUUCAGCACACAACUUCAUCACUUCUCUCAUUUGACAUUCCUGUCGGUAACAUCAAUCACACUCUCUAUAUCGAGUUAUGUACCGUGACUGUGACCCUCCUUGCCUUCGUCUACGUUGUCCAGCACUGUUGGACAAUCUCCAAAACCCUCUAUUAUGAUGUGCACCUCAAGAUGCAAUAGCUCCUUUUAGCACAGAGUAUAGAGAAAGGCAAGCAAAAUAUCAGUCCCGUACCCAUACCAUUCAAUGAAACGCGUGAACAUGACCGGCAACCGCCCCCUUACACAAUCACACAUCGUCGCUGCUUUACCAUCUUCCCCCAGCGCCCCUUCAUGCUUUCUCGCAAUGCAAGGUUGAACACGUCUUGCACACCACUUCCCGUCUUUGCUGAGCACUCAACGUA
Molecule: messenger RNA, 1330 nt
Organism: Suillus plorans
Lineage: Eukaryota; Fungi; Basidiomycota; Agaricomycetes; Boletales; Suillaceae
Product: PIG-X
Exons: 2
Coding region: 435-1109 (224 amino acids)
Biological process (GO): GPI anchor biosynthetic process
Cellular component (GO): endoplasmic reticulum membrane
Source: RefSeq, a predicted model, not a curated record